GCUUUAGCAUUAGUAUACUGUGGUGUGUGCUUAUUACGGUGUGUUGUCAUCUAGCUACAUCGGUGUGUGAUUCUUGUAUGUAGAUGUCAGUGUAUACGGGGGCAAAAAGCCGUCCAUGCAUUGCAUAGAGAAGUUGUAGCUACCGUAGAGCUAUCGGCGUGUCGCUGGAGGAAACGGACUGACGUUAACGUUAUGUCGGCAAAUAAAACAAAGAAAGUCAAAAUGGCUACUAAAUCUUGUCCUGAAUGCGACCAACAGAUUCCAGUUGCGUGCAAGUCCUGCCCUUGUGGUUAUGUGUUUAUAAGCAGAAAACUCCUAAAUGGUAAACUAAAUGAGCGCUCUUCUCCAGCCAUAGCAGACAAGCUGGACUUUAAGCGGAGGAGGACGGAGCGCAUUCGCAGAGAGAGGAUAGACUCCUCUUUAACCAGUGACAUGGAGAACAGGAGAAGGUCCCGGGCCAACAGCCAAUCAGAUCCCAUCAGGAGGGGACGGGGCAGACCAAAAACAGUGGGGCUGAAGAAACAGGAAGAGGAGAAAGAGAAACAAGAGAAGGAAGUGGAUAUUUAUGCCAGUCUUUCUGAUGAGAAGGCCUUUGUGUUUUCUGUGGCCUUGGCUGAGAUCAACCGCAAGAUCCUGGGUCAAAGACUAAUCCUAUAGAUUAAAGCCUGAAUGACUCAGAAAGCCAGAACAGAAAACAAACUAUCAAAUAGCAAGAUGAUGACCAAAGAGGGUAGAAGUGGCCAGAGCUGAACUUUGACCUGGACAUGUUUCACUUGGAUGAUGGGAUGAGAUUCGGAAAAUUGCUGAAGUUCAGACUGGUGUAGAGGGCUUUUCAGCACCUUAGUAAUACACCCACUGCAGACAUGCAAACAUAUGUUCCUGGACUAAAAGCACAAGUAAGGCUUGUGUGUUAUACAUACUGUACAUUGUUUUUGAUGGAACCGGGAGAAAAGAGGCACUGAUGACACCUGUUCUGUAGAUACAUACGUGUAUAAUUGUACACCCAUCCAGCCCAUACUGUUUUCUGAAAUACAAAUCUCAUUAAUCUCAUUGAAAUAAAUGCUGUAAUCCAG
This is a messenger RNA of Micropterus dolomieu (smallmouth bass), 1073 nucleotides long. It is a transcript of the gene hdip1, whose product is annotated as linkage group 17 C16orf87 homolog. The coding region runs from base 193 to 657 and encodes 154 amino acids. The transcript is spliced from 4 exons. Lineage: Eukaryota; Metazoa; Chordata; Actinopteri; Centrarchiformes; Centrarchidae. The record is from RefSeq and is a predicted model, not a curated record.